Messenger RNA from Microsporum canis CBS 113480, 1380 nucleotides. RefSeq lists its product as hypothetical. The coding region runs from base 1 to 1380 and encodes 459 amino acids. The record is from RefSeq and is a predicted model, not a curated record. Lineage: Eukaryota; Fungi; Ascomycota; Eurotiomycetes; Onygenales; Arthrodermataceae. The transcript is spliced from 6 exons.
AUGUUCGGGAGUCUCUUGGAUUAUCUGUUGACCGCUGCAAACGACAACUGGAACGCAAAGAGCUUCAAAUGUUAUAUAAGAAGAAAUCAUUCCGAAGCUGUGGUCUCCGAUGUUGCACUUCAGAUGCUCUGGAGAAGUUUCCAUUUCUUUGCCCAUUACCCAUUUUCUCAAGAUCCGCAACAUGGCAAGGUCGAAUUUGAUGUCUUUCAACGUGCAACCAGUCUUCUGGUUUUCCGGCGGAAUGGCUACCUCAGCGCUUGUGGACUUUACGGCGUAGUGUCAGAGUACUACCCAGAAUUUCAUGACAACGCCUGCUUUAGGCAAAUGUUCAGAAGCAUUGGAAUCCCAGGGACUAUAUCCCAAUGCAGAGACGUAACGGUUUCUACCUCAAAUGACACGACCUUUGUCUCAUGGGAUAUCGUGGAUUCUUUGGGUUUGGUUGUGCCUUGUUUUAUAUCCUCGUCUCUACCACGAGAUCUGCUUGAAAUUACAGCGAAGAAGAUACUCGCAAAUUCAUCCAUCUUAUUACAUAGAGAGGUGAGGCGGGAAGCUGUAUCAACGCUAAUAGACUUACUACUACGUGAAGAGUUGACAGCAGCCUUGGUGGAUAGCUUGAUUAACGGUGAGAAGCUGUCGCCUACUCAGUAUACCAGAGCUUGUGAUGUAUUGCCUAACCUUGACUUGAGAUUCUAUCAGUUAUGGGCGAUCCUUUUCCAACCUUCAGCACCUGUUAUCGAGCUAAAACCAUCUCAACCUGGGCCGUAUAUCAAUGGUGCUAUUUCGCUCUUUAUACCACAAUGGGGGAAUAGUCAUUCUUACUGCUUAUACGAGGAGCAAAUAGUCGUCCUGUGUUUGAGAGAUCACAAAUUUCACCGGCUGUUCGGCCGUCCAUCCCCUAUGUUCAUUACAUAUGAAGACGGGCAUCAGUUUAAUUCUUCACUACUUGUUUUCCAACUUCAGCCUAUCUUUCGAGUCCUGCGCUUAGGAAAACCUAUUAUCUCUCUUACGAACUCAAUCAAAACUGGAGAGCAUGGAAUAUCACUUGCAGAAGUUGUGGCAUGCAAGGGGUCAUUCAGCUUCCCAUAUUGGAUUGGGCACGAGAUAAGCCAAGGUUCUAGUAUCAGAAUCGACCCCAACCAAAAGACAGCAACGCUUGUGAGCGGUAAGCGGCAGUUGAAUAGAGAGUUUAACCUAGAUGAAGGAGAUGGUAAGGAUUGGGAGGUUACGAUUCAGGACCCGAAGAUGGACAUCUUAACGGUGAACGAGAAAGAUGACCAUCUUGAGGAGAUCGAUAUCCCAGUGGUGACAGGGGAGGAGCUUGAAAGACUGAGAAAAACAAUAAUCGACGUGGUCAAAUACAGAGAUGAGAGAUUGCACUGA